UCGGCAAGGCGCGGUACGCAAACCCAUUCCUUCAUCCGAUAGUGGUUUCUUACAUCAUGAACUUGGCUGUACGUGCCGCAGUCAUCGGCUCACGACGGGGAAUCCUGUCACCAGCCGUUGACUUUCCCGCGACUUCCGUCCUUGGCUCCACUUUGUUGACUCCGAGACUCACUAGGGCUUACGGUGGUAGCGAUGAAGCGAAAGCAGCCCCGGAACCCCUAAGAGGAGUAGCUGCCGAGCUCUGGACUGACCAACAAGUCCCGCAAACACUGAAACCGGACUCGGAUCCCAACGCUCUUUUGCAACAUCCCCUUUACACUCCGCCGAUGAAGCCUCAAACUGGUAUUGGCCCUCUUAUAGCCCCUUUGAAGUGGCCAGAGUACGACCAGAAGAUGCCAUCAAGCGAAGAAUCUGGGCUUCCGUCGCCUCCCAACUGGCACGACCGAGGCUUUGAUGACCCAGUAUCUGCUCCCAUCGGGGAUUACCCUCGUAUUCGGCCCCAGUUUGCCCAGUUGAGGGAUCCUUUCAAGUACUGGGAUCAGCAGGGACGGCGUGAAUAUGGUGAGGUCUUGUACGACCACGAUAACUUUACCGACAUGUGGAGUAUCGGUCCGGAAGUCCAUUGGUGGGUCCCGUUCAAGCACUGCGCGAAGCUUUUGGGUAUAGUGGCCCUGAUGGGCGCCUGCGUGCACUGGUGGGAUCCCGAGAAGCAUUUGUGGUUUGCGGAGAAGGACUACCCGUUCAACGGCUUGCGGGUGGAACUUGGUGGAGACCCCAACGACGAAAAUGAUACAUUCCAUCGGACAAACGUGUACAAGAUAUAGAUUAGCGUCCUUAGGGCCACACCAUCAUGUCCUUUCCAAAAUAAAAAAUCCCGAUUAUACCUUGAUUAGCUCUAGAAUGGCCGUUGCCAGGACAUGGACAUUAUCUGUAUCUAUUGGUGGGACUUUGAACGAAAAGAACACCUCAUUGAACAUUUA
This is a messenger RNA of Spizellomyces punctatus DAOM BR117, 980 nucleotides long. RefSeq lists its product as uncharacterized. The record is from RefSeq and is a predicted model, not a curated record. Gene Ontology annotation, cellular component: mitochondrion. Bases 57 to 824 code for a protein of 255 amino acids. Lineage: Eukaryota; Fungi; Chytridiomycota; Chytridiomycetes; Spizellomycetales; Spizellomycetaceae. The transcript is spliced from 4 exons.